This is a messenger RNA of Wickerhamiella sorbophila, 975 nucleotides long. Its product is annotated as Methionyl-tRNA formyltransferase. Gene Ontology annotation, molecular function: methionyl-tRNA formyltransferase activity. The transcript has a single exon. Gene Ontology annotation, biological process: conversion of methionyl-tRNA to N-formyl-methionyl-tRNA; biosynthetic process. Gene Ontology annotation, cellular component: mitochondrion. Bases 1 to 975 code for a protein of 324 amino acids. The record is from RefSeq and is a predicted model, not a curated record. NCBI's taxonomy places the organism in Eukaryota, Fungi, Ascomycota, Dipodascomycetes, Dipodascales, Trichomonascaceae.
AUGCGCACUGUAUUUUUUGGAAGUGAUCUGUUCUCUUAUCCCUCUUUGAAGGCUAUUCAUGGCUUGAUCAAGAACCCCUCGGAUCUGAUUGUUGCGACACGCCUGCUAAAACCCUCCGGACGCGGCCAAAACACGGUAAUUGAGCCACCUGUCGUUUCCUACGCCAAACAAAAUGGCUUAAAGUGGCUUCAGAUAGAGACGCUUCGUGAUUUCGAAAAUUUACAAUCCGAUUUCGAUCCCCAACUCGCAGUGGCUGUUUCGUAUGGUAAGCUGAUCCCGGCUCUAUUUAUCAACAACCUCGAGUUCGGUGGGUUGAACGUGCACCCAAGUUUACUGCCCCAAUACAGAGGCGCUGCACCUUUGCAAAGAGCCAUUAUGGACCUCCAGCCGCGAACUGGUGUUUCGGUUCAAACAUUGCAUCCUACGAAAUUCGAUCACGGCCGGCUGUUGUGGCAAAAACAAGUCGAUUUGUCAAGAUCAGUGACUCUUUUUGAGUUGAGAGACCAGCUGGCCGAGUUGGGUGCUAUGGGCCUGUCUCAGGUGAUCAGCGAACAGUUGUUAGUGGGUGACUUUGAACUCCCCUCGACAGCUGCCCCGUCAGUCGCUCCUUUGAUCGAUCGCCGCGAGUUUCGAGUCAACUUCAAAAACUCGGCGGCAAAGGUUGAUGCUACAGGCCGAGCCUUGGGCAAGUUGUGGUUUGAGCAGGAGAUGACUGUCACCAAAAAACGCAAAACCAAAACUGUAAAUGUGAGAGUAAAUCUUGAGGAGUUUGUCCCCUUAGACUUGGCCGACAACUCUCCACCAGGAACUAUUAGCAUGCAAGGAACGGGCGAAACCGCAGCGCUGGCGCUACGUGUGGCCGACGGAUACAUAGGAGCUCGAUGUGUCACAGUCGCCGGGUUUGGAAGAGGCACUGCUUUGGACUAUUUCACAAAUAAAGAUAAAAGAGGUCUUUCAAGUAGUGCUAAUUUAUGA